UUCGAGAAAUCUAUCUACCCAAAACCCAUCUACUGUAAUUUAAGAAGAAAAUCUCUCAAUCAAACCCUGGUGCUAGAGAGACUCGUCUCUCACUCGAUCUCAACAAAACAAGCAUACAGAAACAGAGAGAAAGCAAGAAAGCAAGCAGCAGCAGUGUCUGUCUAUCUCAGUCGAGAUUGGAGAAAUAGAAGAUGGAUGCGAUUAGGAAGCAGCUGGAUGUGCUCAUGGGAGCGAAUCGAAACGGUGACGUAAGAGAGGUCAAUCGCAAGUACUACGAUCGUGAUGUUUGUCGCUUGUACUUGGUUGGCCUUUGCCCUCACGAGCUCUUCCAACUAACGAAAAUGGAUAUGGGACCAUGCCCGAAAGUCCAUUCCUUGCAGCUGAGAAAAGAUUAUGAAGAAGCGAGGGCGAAAGGUGUUGAUAGCUAUGAUGCGGAGUUAGAGAAUGUUAUUGAUAAGCUUAUUGUCGAAUGCGAUAAGAAAAUCAGUAGAGCACUUAAGCGUCUUGAAGAUGAGGACGCCAAGGCAGCUAUUGCUAUUUCAGUUACUGAGGUUACCCAGACUCCUGAGGUUAUUGAGCUGUCGAAGCAGAUUAAGGAGAAGCUGAAAGAAGCUGACAAAUAUGAUCUUGAAGGCACAACAGAUUUUAAGAUUCAAGCUUUGGAAGAAGUGGAAAAACUCAGAAGUGAAAGAGCAGAGAAGCAGUCUGCGCUACUUUUGGAGGCCUUCAAUAAAGACAGGGCUUCUUUACCUCAACCUAUGCCAAAUCCCCCACCAGCAGCACCCAUGCUGCUACCUACUCCUGAUCCUCGCACCCAGGAGAUGAUAAAUGAGAAGCUGAAGAAAGCGGAGGAUCUUGGUGAGCAAGGGAUGGUAGAUGAGGCUCAAAAGGCAUUGGAAGAGGCUGAAGCACUUAAAAAGCUUCCUGCCAGGCAGGAGCCUACUGUGGAUUCCUCCAAGUAUUCUGCUGCCGAUGUGCGCAUUACUGAUCAGAAGCUACGUGUUUGUGACAUUUGUGGAGCUUUUCUGAGCGUGUAUGAUAGUGACCGAAGACUUGCAGAUCACUUUGGAGGGAAGCUUCAUUUAGGCUAUAUGCAAAUUCGUGAGAAACUCACAGAGCUUCAGGAAAAGAAGCACCGCAAGGGUGACUGGUUUGAUGAUCGAAGAUCAAAAGAACGGAGUAGAGACCGUGACAGAGAAUCAAGCAGGGAUCAAGAUCGGGGAGAUAGCCGUGACCGGGGGAGGGAUUAUGAUCGAAGGAGCAGAGAUUAUGACAGGUAUAAUGACCGGGAUCGUGGAUAUGAUCGUGAACGUGAGCGCUCCCACAGUUAUGAUUCAAGAAGUCUUCACAGAUCACGUUCUCGAUCUAGGGAACAUACUAGGGAUUAUGAUCGCCAUAGGCACUAUGACCGAUAUUAGGAUCUUGUUGCUGAGCAGUUGGGUAUGGAAAUUUGUGUUUGUUUCCUAGGUCAGUAAACUUGUGGUUUUGAAUCUCAAGUAUGAGUUUCUGUCUUUCUGAUACUUUCAGUGGAGUUUGACAGUUUUCUGCUAAUGUCGUAGGCACCGGAGUUGAAUUGUUUUCUAAGUUAUUUAUGUUUAUAGUCAUGCCUGUGCAACAUGAAUUUCAGAGCUGCGCGCCUUUUUUAUUCUUCCCAUAUUAUUAUCCCUGCCUCCCCACGAGCUCACACAAGUGUCAUGCGUGGCUCAGCCAUUGCUAGGGUUUUAUCUACAGAAAUUUCCCUGCCCUUAAUUUAGUUUAGAUUCAGCUCUAAUGGCUUUAUGCUACCAGUUGUGUUGAGGAUGCUGCUUUGACAAAUUGUAAUUCCUUUUCCUUGACAACAAAUUCACAGAAGCUUUAUUUUUGCGUUUGGGAAAGUUGGAUUGGGUUGCCCAGCAUGAA
Populus euphratica (Euphrates poplar) is the source of this 1899-nucleotide messenger RNA. Its product is annotated as putative RNA-binding protein Luc7-like 2. The transcript has 13 exons. Gene Ontology annotation, cellular component: U1 snRNP. Gene Ontology annotation, biological process: mRNA splice site recognition. The record is from RefSeq and is a predicted model, not a curated record. Lineage: Eukaryota; Viridiplantae; Streptophyta; Magnoliopsida; Malpighiales; Salicaceae. The coding region runs from base 192 to 1418 and encodes 408 amino acids. Gene Ontology annotation, molecular function: mRNA binding.